This is a messenger RNA of Uranotaenia lowii, 1721 nucleotides long. Its product is annotated as zinc finger and SCAN domain-containing protein 22-like. Gene Ontology annotation, biological process: regulation of transcription by RNA polymerase II. The record is from RefSeq and is a predicted model, not a curated record. The coding region runs from base 131 to 1678 and encodes 515 amino acids. The transcript is spliced from 5 exons. NCBI's taxonomy places the organism in Eukaryota, Metazoa, Arthropoda, Insecta, Diptera, Culicidae. Gene Ontology annotation, molecular function: RNA polymerase II cis-regulatory region sequence-specific DNA binding; DNA-binding transcription factor activity.
ACGUUUCGAACCGUAGGUAGCAAUGUCAAAUCAGUACUGCAAUUGCAGUCAAUAAUAACAAGUUGCGCUGGAACAGAGAUAAGUUAUAAAUUUAGAUUAACUAAUUUAAGUAGUGUUUAAGUGAUCCAGAAUGGCUAAUCUCCUAGAUAUUGACAGUCCCUUCAUCAAAAAGGAAAAAGCAUGCAAAAUAUGUGGCGCCUCCGAGGGGGAUAUGGAAUCGAUGUUCUGCCGGCCGGAUGAUUCCAAGUUGCUAAAUAAAAUUUACAAAUGCACCCGGGUUGAGGUAACUCCGGUGUGUGGAUUGAUUUCACCGAUAUGCGAAAGCUGUCGGAAACGAAUCGAUGCCUUCGAUGAGAACGCCAAACCGAAGGUGGUUGAGUUCGUCAUCAAGGAUGAACCGGCCCAGGGUGGGCUGGACUAUGAUCCGCUUGGCUGCCAGGAUCCUAUGGCUAUGGAUCCGAUGGCCAUGGAUCCGAUGGCCAUGGACCCUGCCCCAUUGGAUGAUUCUGAUAAACGCAGGAAAAGUAUUUCCGAGGAUGAUGAUUUCGAUGAUCGUCACGAUUAUAAUGAUGACGACCAUAGCGAUCAUUUCCAGGAUUUGAGCAUAAAGUUGGAAAUCGAUCUGCAAGAUGCACCAGUUGAGAAAUCAGAAACGGGAGAAGCAGCAUUGGCAAAAAAGGGCGAGCCUGUGAAGGUGAAAGGUCGUCGAGGUAGAAAACCCGGCUGGCGGAAAAACAAAGAUGAAUCCAGUAAGGCAAAACAAGAACUUACGAAAGACAACGAAAAAGAGAAUGUUCCAAGGCCACGCCUUCCAAGAAAGACUACCGAAAAGGUGAAAAGCAAGUCAGGUGACAAUUCCAGCGAUUCGGAAUGGGGUGAAGGAAAUGAUUAUCGAGAUGAUGGCGACAACGAUGAUGUCAAGUACGAUAGCGGUGAUAGUUCGGACGAUGAUAAACCUCUUAAGAAGAGAAAAGAGAAAAAGAAAUCCGAAGCUCCAGAUGGGAUUUCGGGCAAGAAGAAAAUCGGUCGGCCCCGGAAGGAACGUCUUGAGGGUGAACCAACGAAAGUACCCACCGAAUGCGAAAUCUGUGGUCGCUUUGUGUCCUACAUGAGAGAGCACAUGCGGACACAUCGGGCCGACAAACAGCACAAAUGUCCUUACUGUGAUCGAUUGUUCGUGCAGGCAAAUAAUCUGAAGUAUCACAUACGGAAACAUCUUGGCGAAAAACCGUUCGUCUGCGAAGUUUGCAACAAAAGCUUCUACUGUGCUUCGCAUCUGAAAUCGCACAUGAGAGUUCAUGGUCCUCAAGGUUUGUAUCAGUGUGACAAAUGUCCUAAGACGUUUAACCAGGAGUGUAAUCUCAGGAAGCAUCUUCGCGUCCACAGCGGCGAAAAACCGUACAAGUGCAACCGGUGUCCGAAAGCAUUCAAUAGCACCUCGAAUCUGAAAAAUCAUCAACGGUUGCACGCCGACGAGAAAGCGUUCACCUGUGAGCACUGUUCGAAGAGUUUUGUCGACAUUCACCAUCUGCAGCGGCACAUCCGUGUGCACACCGGACAGCGACCGUACAUUUGUCACGUGUGUUGCAAUGCUUUCUACUGCCAGAACGGAAUCCGGGAGCACCUGAAGACCCACAUUCCGGAGCGAAACUCACGGAAAGCGGAACAAGUAGGUUAACUGUCGAGAGCCAUUUAUUAAAUUUACGUUAAGAAAUUCUUAA